Molecule: messenger RNA, 968 nt
Organism: Cuscuta epithymum
Lineage: Eukaryota; Viridiplantae; Streptophyta; Magnoliopsida; Solanales; Convolvulaceae
Source: the annotation of a GenBank genome assembly
AUCAUUACUAAAAUGUAUUAUUAUAUUUGUAUUGUAAUAUAUUGAAGCGGGAGGAGUUGUCACUUUCUGUUUGUUGUAAUCUUUAAAAUUUCGCAAUUCGUGUUUCAUGUUUAACCACUUAUCCAAUCUAAAAAUGUUAGUCGUCUGUUGUAAGUCACCCCCCACAUCACAAAACUGUCGGAUAACAGGUCCACAAAAUUAGGCAAUAACUAAUAUAGUAAUGCAUGUCUGUUAGGCAUUCAUGUUUAACCACUUAUUGUUAAAAUGUUUUUUAUUUGUUUUGAAUCAACUCAAUUGUUUUAUUCACAGAUGUGUUUAUGUAGAUUUGUGUUGUGACGAUUCUCUUUUAUGAAACUUGAACAGAGGAAAAGAGACAUGAAGUUCAUCGCUGCAUACUUGUUAGCUGUGCUGGGAGGCAAAGCCAGCCCUUCCGCCCGUGACAUCAAGAAAAUCCUUUCCGCAAUCUACAUUACAGAUAUUUCUACAUAUGCCGCAAUCUACAUUACAGAUAUUUCUACAUAUGCUGCAUCUGUUUCAUGAUCUGUUGGGUGCUGAGGCUGAUGACAGUAAGCUUGAGUUGCUCUUGUCUCAAGUUGAGGGGAAAGAUAUCACAGAGUUGAUUGCAGCUGGAAGGGAGAAAUUAGCUUCCGUACCAAGCGGUGGUGGUGGUGGUGCUGCUGUGGCAGCUGUUGCUGCUGCACCUUCCAGUGGUGGUGGGGCUGCCCCAGCUGCUGAAGAGAAGAAAAAGGAAGAGAAGGAAGAAGAAUCCGACGAUGAUAUUGGCUUUGAUCUUUUUGGAGGAGAUGAUUAGAGUUGUUUUACUUCUAUAUGUUUGUUUGGAUAAUACUAUUAAGUUUUAGCAUCCUUUCCUGUUUUUUACUCUACAAUGAAGACUCCCGAAUCUUUUUCGGCCUAUUGUAUUGUUACAAUAGCUGAAUCAUGAACCUAACAUCUCUCAUUCCCCUCUC